Messenger RNA from Nezara viridula (southern green stink bug), 2892 nucleotides. Lineage: Eukaryota; Metazoa; Arthropoda; Insecta; Hemiptera; Pentatomidae. The record is from the annotation of a GenBank genome assembly.
AUGGAGCGCUCUACAUCUGCAACCCGUAGUGGAUUGGUGUCUUCAUUGAAAAUCAAUAUCCCUGGAGGGAUAUACCAAACUGUUAUUCGUACAGAAAUCAAUGAUGUCAGGGAACUAAUCUCUACUGUGCUAAACCGGUUAGACCCUGCUCUACGAGAGUUUCAAGCAUCAUACAGUUUGCGUAUUGUUCACCCAUCCUCUAAUGAAAUAUUUUAUCUUCAUCCUGAUCUUCCUAUUUCUGAGAUUGAGGAAAAAUACAAUUCUAGAGAUCAUCCAUUAGAAGAAUGUCACUUCGAUCUGAGGAUCAGGUAUAUUCCUCACUCCCUUGAAGAAGUUUAUGAUAUUGACAAGUUUACUGCUUUAUUUCUGUUUGAUCAGGUGAAGAGUGACUAUUUGAAGAGCCCUACUUCUGAUUUGGACCUAGCUGUUCAAUUGGCUUGUCUUGCAGUAAAACAUCAUUUCAGGGAUGUUCCAUCACUUGCGUUGGAUAAGAAAUCUAAUUCAGAAUAUUUAGAAAAAGAAGUUGGUCUUCAAAAGUUCUUCCCUUCAUCAAUUCUAGAAUCUCAUAAAGCAAAGUCCCUGAGGAAACAGUUACAGUCGAACUUCAAGAAAGUUGCUUCCCUUAGUGAUAGAGAAGUUGUUUCUCGGUAUUUAACCAUCCUCAAAUCUAUUCUAUACUUUGGAGAGGAAAGAUUCCAAUGUUCUCUUGGAUCUGGUUGGUCUAUCCCAGUCGAGUUAGUGAUUGGACCUGAAUUUGGCAUCAGUUAUGUUAGUCAUCGUUCAACUGCGCCUACAAAGAUGGCACAGUUUAAGGACAUUGUCAGCCUACAGACAUUGUACACGGAUUGCUCAGAGCAUAGGAAGGCUAUGCUCAGGCUAAAAAUAGCUGGGGCUACAGAGGCACUAACUAUAACAUGUUCUAGUCUAGCUGAGGCUGAAUCACUUGCUGACCUUGUUGAUGGUUAUCAUCGCCUCCAAGCAAAGACAACAUUAUCGAUAUGGAAUAGAGCAGAGGAGUGUAGUGGAAGUGAUAAAGAAAUAAAGACAAGAAGUGUUGUUUCUGAGGAUUAUGCUGAAAUCUUAGAUGAAGAGGGUGACUAUAGCACCCCUGCUCAUAAGGACUAUGAAUUGGCAAGAUCACAAUUAGAGCUUGGAGAGAUUAUAGGUGAAGGCCAGUUUGGAGAUGUACAUCGAGGAAUCUGCACAGUUGGAGGUCAGAAGAUCCAGGUGGCUGUGAAAACAUGUAAACCAGGCUCUGAUAUGGCUGUAACAGAAGUAUUUCUCGAAGAAGCAUAUGUAAUGCAGCAGUUUGACCAUGCACACAUUAUUAAGUUGAUUGGUGUCUGCACGGAUUCACCAGUCUGUAUAGUGAUGGAGUUGGCGAAAUUGGGUGAACUGCGGGCUUAUCUCAACAAUAAUCGAGGAAAUUUAGAUUUGGCCUCCCUUCUUUUGUAUAUCUAUCAGUUGUCAACAGCUCUCUCCUAUCUAGAAUCAAAGAAUUUUGUUCACAGGGAUAUUGCGGCUAGAAAUGUGUUAGUUGCCAGUCCAACAUGUGUUAAGCUGGGUGACUUUGGGCUGUCUAGAUGGAUCAAUGAUCAAUCUUACUAUAAAGCUAGUAGGGGGAAACUUCCUAUCAAGUGGAUGGCACCAGAGUCUAUCAACUACAGGAGAUUCACAACAGCCAGUGAUGUAUGGAUGUUUGGAGUCUGUAUGUGGGAAAUCCUGACAAGAGGAGACAAACCAUUCCAGAAUGUCCGUAAUGCUGAGGUUUUAAACCGACUGGAAAAUGGUGAGAGGUUACCAUUGCCAUCAAGCUGCCCUCCUCAGUUGUACAGCAUUAUGUGCCGUUGCUGGGCAGCUCAGCCAGACAGUAGGCCAUCUUUUACUGUGCUUAAAGAAGCUUUGAGGGAAAUUCUUAGUGAAGAAAAAAGCCAAGAACAGGAGACACUAAAAAGAGAAAACAGAAGGGUUCAGGCUAUGUCUUGGGGUGGAGCAGUGGAUGAACCACCAGUAGUGUAUAUUGUUGCUAAGGACUCUGAAGUACUAAGUCAGCUGAUGAAAGAAAAUGAAGAAAGAGUUAACCCUUCAGAUUAUACUACUCCUGCUUCAGCCUUCAACACUCUAGCGGUAUUGGCAAUUGAUUCUGAUGACAGUCGCCAACAUCUUCGGGAUGACAGAGAAUACAAUGAUCUGGCAGCAAAAGCGGAGGGUAAUGUCGCAGAUGAGGAGGCCGAGAGACGGGAAAUAGAGCGUAGAAUUAGGCAACAAAUGAAAGAAGCAGAAGAAGAUUCUAAAUGGCUCACUGAAGGAGAAGCUUCGCUGAAAAAAAGACUUUCGUUGGCUGCAUCUGAUGGUGACUCCGUAGAAAGCUGUGGAAGUGGUCCUAGCAGUGCUACCAAUUCACUAAGAAGAUCACACGACAAGAUAGUGGUUGUAAAAAAAAUGGAACCGACUCCGACUGCAGAUCUUGACAGGAAGAAUGACAGGGUAUAUGAAUGUACCAAAAAUGUAGUGAGAGCUGUCAUGGCUCUUUCACAAGGAGUUCAAGAGAAGGAGACUGACAUGUAUCUUACAUUGGUUAAGGAUGUUGGACUACAGUUGAGGUCACUUCUGGCCAGUGUUGAUAGCCUGGUCAGUAUCUUUCCAUUGUCUGCCUUUAGGGAAGUGGAAAUGGCUCACCAGGUUUUAUCUAAAGAUAUGUCUGAGUUAGUUACAGCAAUGAAGCAGGCUCACAAAUAUAGCACCACUACACUUGACUCAGCUUAUAGGAAGCAGAUGUUGGGUGCUGGACAUGCCCUUGCAAUGGAUGCCAAGAAUUUGCUGGAUGUUGUGGAUGGUAUAAGACUUAAGGAUCCUGCGGUAGACCGAGCUAUAUGUUCUGGAGAGCUCUAA